CCUGGCGGCCCGCAGCGAGGAUCAGCGCCCCCGCGCAGCCGGAGUUUCCCGGGCACCCAUGGAGACCCAAGAGUUUUUGGGUUCAUCCCUGCUGUCCGACUCUCACAAGACAGAAAGAUCCGCUAACUCCAAAGCCCCCCACAAGCCCUUAGUAGUCAGGAUCUUCAACGUGCACAAGCCGGAGGAGCCUGACGAAGUGGAAGAGCAAGACCAGCGAGACGACUGCAACGAGAUCCGCGAGCCCCACGAACCCUCUGAGCCCCACGCUCAUACGCCCCCGGAGCCCUACGAACCCUACGAGCCUCAUGUCCGCCGCGAGCCCCGCAAGCUCCGCGCGUCACGUGAGCCCCAGAGGCCCCAUGCUCCCCACAAGCCCCACAAAGCCCAGCUGUUUCCCAACGCCGCGGUGAUGAUCUCCCCAUCUCUGAAGACCAGAUUCCUGCCACAGAUUCCUCUGUGUUUCCUGAGCGAUCCUGGUCCCUGUGACUUUGUAAGGAAAUGUUUUUUUUCUAGGAAGAGAAUCCAAGAUCUUUCUAGGCCCAAAAAACAAUGGGGAAGCCCAGAUAGAAAACUGUAUUGGGGAAAUCAAGAUCCUAUAUGCCCUGUGUCCCAGAGUGUUUUCAAGGCUCAGCUGACCAAAAGACUUGAGAACCUUGCAGAGCCCAAGAAAGUCUCCUACCAAUAUGUACCUAACAGGGCUCAAUAUUAUUACAGCUGUGGUAGAGAGUCUGUAAUCUGGGAGAUCCCCUCUACUGUACUGUUUAGAAAACCUUCCGAAAAGAUCCAGAAGCUGGCACAGCCCAACAGAUUCAAGAAAGUGCAUCUAUUAAAUAGGUUCUUCAAUGAUUACUUAAUGAGAGAUUCUCUUCAAAUCUCUGCUCCUUCUCCCCGGAUAUUACAACUCUCAAAAGCCAAAGGCGCAAAUCCAAACUAUGUUCCUCCAAAAAGUGUUGAAACCAACAUUCCAAUUUCUACCCUGGCUGCUAUUGCAACUCCAAGAAUUAUAGACCUUGCUCAUCCACGGAUCAAGAUAGAGGGUCUGUGCUAUCCAACAGAAAUAAGUGAAAAACCCAUCCAUCCUGUAUCCCAAGCUGCCUUGCUAGCCAAACCUAGCCCUCGGAUAACAGCUCUAGCUAAGGCCAAGCCCCUUCAUCAAGAUUAUUUACCCACCCGGGACCCCUACUGGAGAGUGUCUUAUGCUGCUAUCCAUUACAAAGUAUCUCCCAGAAUUCAAGAACUAGCUAAUCCAAAUACAAGUCAGCCCUUCACUGAUGGAGGAAAAGGACAGGAAGAGAAGAGCGGAGACUCUUGUGUUCAGUUCUAG
Molecule: messenger RNA, 1324 nt
Organism: Hipposideros armiger (great roundleaf bat)
Lineage: Eukaryota; Metazoa; Chordata; Mammalia; Chiroptera; Hipposideridae
Gene: SPMAP2L
Product: sperm microtubule associated protein 2 like
Exons: 9
Coding region: 59-1324 (421 amino acids)
Source: RefSeq, a predicted model, not a curated record